Molecule: messenger RNA, 690 nt
Organism: Coniophora puteana RWD-64-598 SS2
Lineage: Eukaryota; Fungi; Basidiomycota; Agaricomycetes; Boletales; Coniophoraceae
Exons: 5
Coding region: 1-690 (229 amino acids)
Source: RefSeq, a predicted model, not a curated record
AUGUCCUACCAGUUGACAAUCACUCCAGCCAAAGUCUCAGAACUCCCAUCUGACGAGACACUUUUGGCCCUUGCCAACGAGUUGCUGCAGACGACGGACUCAUGGAAGAAGGGGAAACUAUACCACAAGACCGUUCAGACCUACUCGCGAAGCAAGGGACCCAACGAUGGUGCCCCAUGGCACGCUAGAGUAAGCGUACAUGCCAAAGAAGAUGCCACCUUCGACGAGUUCUGGAGCAAAUUGGGCCAGAACAAGGCCGAGAAUGAAAAGGAAUUCAUUGACGCUAUCAAAAAGGUGACCGAAGUCAAGCGUAUCUCUGAGACGCAAACAAUCUAUACCCUCUACUAUACUUUCCCACCCCCUGUCUCCCCGCGAGUCUUCACGGUCCUUCAGACAACCUAUCUCAAGGAGGAUACGCCAAAGACAGGGAUCAUUGUAUCAGUGCCAGUGGACCUAUCAGAGGAUCCCGAGCUUGCAAAGCUAGAGGAGAAGGGAACUAAAGGCCGUUAUGUCUCGGUUGAGCGUCUUCUGGAGCUCGAGGACGGUAAGACAGAGUGGCGUAUGGCGACUUCGAGCACGCCCGGAGGCAGUAUCCCUACCUUCAUCGCUGAAAGUAGCAUGGCCGGCCAAAUAUCCGCCGAUGUUCCUCAUUUCUUGCAUUGGUUCCAUAAGAUCCGCGAGAGUUCAUGA